GUUUAUUUUCGGCUGUUGUAUCGAUCGUAUGCGGUCUUGCAAAUAUUAAAUAAAAGAAGUGAAAAACACAACUGAAUAAAUAAUAAUUCUUUUUUAAAAAAAGGAAGCUAAUAAGUUUAAAUAAAAAAGUUGGAAUUAAAAAAAAAAACGAUUUAAAAAAAAAUAAAAAUAAAGUGUGUAAACAGUUUGGAUUGAUAAAAACUUGUGGAUUAUUGAAAAAUUAAUUGCUGAUCUUUUGAUUAUAAGAACAAUGGCACCACUACAAGACUCAAUUUUUGAGGCAGAAGAAGCAACAUAUGGAACUCCAAUUCAACAAUUUUACAGAAAAAAGUCAAUCUUUAUGACAGGCGCUACAGGAUUCUUAGGAAAAGUUAUAAUUGAGAAACUUCUGAGGACAUGCGACGUGGAGAAUAUUUAUAUACUAAUGCGAAGCAAAAAGAACGAUGAUGUACACACAAGAGUAGAUAAAAUAUUUGAUGAUCCUAUUUUUGAAAGAGUAAAAAAAGAAAAUCCAAAAUUUCGACACAAAAUCGUUUCAAUUGGUGGUGAUUGUAUGCUUCCCGGCUUGGGCAUUGAUCCUAAUGAACGCGCUCUUUUAGUUAAACACGUUGACAUCGUCUAUCAUGUGGCGGCUACUGUAAGAUUCGAUGAAAAGCUAAAAUUAGCACUUGCCAUAAAUGUAUCAGGAACAAUGGAGAUGAUGAAACUUGCUAAAGAAAUGGAACAUCUUAAGGCAUUCGUACAUGUGUCAACUGCGUUCGCAAAUUGUAACAGAACAGACAUCGAUGAAACAUUUUAUCCAACGCCAAUAACUGGUGAAAAUAGUAUUAAGCUAGGAGAGAUGAUGGACGAUGCAACAUUGAAUAAAAUGACACCAGAACUUAUUGGCAACUGGCCGAACACAUACACAUACACAAAAUGCUUAGCUGAAGAUUAUGUACGAUCACAUGCUAAAGGUCUUCCACUGGCUGUCUUCCGACCCGCUAUCGUUAUUCCAACAUAUCAAGAACCCAUCAAAGGAUGGAUUGACAAUAUGUAUGGCCCAACGGGCAUUGUGAUUGGAGUUGCCGCUGGUCUAUUACGCGUAAUUUACGUCCACAAAGAGAAUCAAGCUGAGCUUGUUCCGGUUGACAUGUGCUGUAAUUCCCUCAUCGCAUCUGCUUACGACGUAGCUGUUAAUUCAUAUGAGGAACCUCCAAUUUAUAAUUUUGUAUCACAUAAUAAGAACCCGCUUACAUGGGAGAGCUACUGUGAUUUAUGUGUUGAGCAUGGCGUGCAAGCACCUCUUAUGAAAAUGGCUUGGUAUUAUACAUUAAAGUUGUCAUCAUCCCGCUUCCUCGUCACAAUUUUAACAUUCCUUUAUCACUGGAUACCUGCAAUGAUUGUUGACUUUAUUCUGUUGAUUUGCGGCAAGAAACCCAAACUUAUGGACACAUACAAAAAGAUUCAUAAACUCUGUGAUGUCAUUUCAUACUUUACAACUCAUGUAUUUAUAUUUAAACGUAAUAAUGUCGAUAAUUUAUGGAUGAAAAUGGACGAUAGGGAUAAAGAGCUAUUCUUCUUCGAUAUGAAAAAUGUCGAAUGGUCGUCAUUCAUAAAAAAUAGCAUUUUCGGAAUUAGAACUUACUUGAUGAAGGAAGAUCCAAAAACAAUUCCACAAGCUAUUAAGAGAUUCCAAAGAUUGAAAAUUAUUCAUUACACAACAAUAUAUACUAUCCGCGCUGCUGCUCUGUACCUUCUCUACAAACUCUUACCUCUGCCUAAACUCUUCUAGUUCAUGCUAUGAUAAUUUAGUUGUACACAACUCAUAAAUCAUGACUAAUAUAAAAAAAAAGAAUUUCAUGUCGAUCAUUUUAUAAGAGAAAAUAGCUAAUUAUGUAUUAGAAUAUAAUUUAAGUUGUAUAUUAUUCAAAUGUAAAAUGUGUACUUUUUUGUUUGUUAUGGGUCUAUAAUUCAGUCAGGAUAACUUCCGAAAAAAAA
Chironomus riparius is the source of this 1980-nucleotide messenger RNA. Lineage: Eukaryota; Metazoa; Arthropoda; Insecta; Diptera; Chironomidae. The record is from the annotation of a GenBank genome assembly.